AUGCCAAAGACACGUCGCCUCCUGAGGGAGGAAAUAACUUACUCCAAGGCUCAAAGGGAAGAAGUGGACAUACUUCUCCGACUUCAGUAUUACGAACGACAGCAGACAUUCUUUACUAGGCUGUCUGACAAUCCAGAAUCCAUCAAGGCCGUCGUAGCUCACCAUUUAGGACUUUCUUCGACAGACCGAUGUCAAGUAGCUGAUGUCAAAGGUUGGCUUCAUGGGAGUUUCAAUGUCUGCAUUCCUGUCACUAUCGAGAAUUGGAAGACAGAUCACAACCCGGAAGUCGAGUUCUCGUUCGGCUUCCUCUCCCACAUCGACUGGGCGAAGAAUUCCGCCCAGGAAAUUGUGACGAGAAGAUUCGAUGUGAAGCAGGCACAUACGCCUAGCUUGAAGAGAACUGCCCUGAUGUUCCUAAUCCGCGACUCUACGGCUUUGCUACUUCAGAUGGAGUCACUGUAUUAUAUUCUCUAA
Molecule: messenger RNA, 474 nt
Organism: Penicillium malachiteum
Lineage: Eukaryota; Fungi; Ascomycota; Eurotiomycetes; Eurotiales; Aspergillaceae
Exons: 1
Coding region: 1-474 (157 amino acids)
Source: RefSeq, a predicted model, not a curated record